CUCGAUCGCCCUUCUGCCCUCGCCGCGUCGUCGGACCGCUCGUCAAAAUGAUCCCUUCGCAUUCGCAGUUCGCCUCGCUCCCCCAUCCUCUUCCGCCGCCGCCGCGGCUCCUGAACCUGCCGUCAUUCCGGCCGAGGGCCACGCUCCUCUCCCGCGUCUUCCGCGUCCCCUCGGGGCGAUGCCACCGUCAGCGACGCCCUUGGGGCGGCGGAACGGUGCGGGCUCUGGACGCAGCCCAAGCGUUCGACUACGAGUCGCGGGCGUCAGAGGAGUUGGAGCAGCGCGCGUGCCUCAAGAUCGCGAUCGUCGGCUUCGGCAACUUCGGGCAGUUCCUGGCCCGCACGUUCGCUGCGCAGGGCCACGCCAUCCUCGCCUACUCCCGCUCCGAUCACUCCGCCGUCGCUGGAUCCCUCGGCGCCGCCUUCUUCCGCGACCCUCACGAUCUGUGCGAGCAGCACCCGGAUGUGGUGCUCCUAUGCACCUCCAUCCUCUCCGCCGAGGCCGUCCUCCGCUCCCUCCCCUUUCAGCGCCUCCGGCGCAGCACCCUCUUCGUCGACGUGCUCUCCGUCAAGGAGUUCCCCAAGAACCUCCUCCUCCACAUCCUGCCACCGGACUUCGACAUCCUCUGCACCCACCCCAUGUUCGGCCCUGAGAGCGGCAAACACGGAUGGGCAGGUCUCCCCUUCGUCUACGACAAGGUUCGCAUCGGUGACUCAGAGGACCGCGUCGACCGAUGCCGCCGCUUCCUCGACAUCUUCGCUCGGGAGGGCUGCCGCAUGGUCGAAAUGUCCUGCGCUGAGCACGACGAGAACGCCGCCGAGAUCCAGUUCCUGACCCACACCGUCGGCCGCAUCCUCGCCAAGCUCGACCUUAAGUCCACUCCCAUCAACACCAAGGGCUACGAGACCCUGCUCAAACUCGUAGAGAACACCUGUAGCGACAGUUUCGACCUUUACAACGGCCUCUUCAUGUACAACAAGAACUCUACCGAGUUGCUUGAACGCCUCGAGCUCGCCUUCGAUUCCCUCAAGAAGGAGCUCUUCGGCCGCCUGCAUGACAUCCUGCGCAAGCAGCUCUUCGAGAGCCCUAACGGCAGUAGUGCGCCUGUCGCCAAGGAUAAUUGAAGAAUGUCCUUUUUCUUUUCUUGUCACUAUGUAUGCAAGUAGUUUUCUUUUUCCGGUUACUUAGUUAUCAUUCAAUGUUAUCCUUUUCUUUUCCUCCCACAGGAUUUCCAGUCCUAUGCGGAGAUGCAUUCGGUAGGCUGGUUUAUGAAGAUAACAAUCACGUAGUUGGCAAGUGCCAAUGGAUCAGGGAAAGGAUAUUCUUACUGCAUUAUAGUCGGAUCCUCCUUGCAGUAACGUAUCAUUCUUUCACGUGUCCUUAACACCGACAAAAUUUCGCUGGCCAAGUUGCCCACAUGUUGUCCCCAUAAUGCAUGAGAGAAAACCCGUCUAAAAGGAAAUGUAGUACAAAUUUUGGUAUUUCAGAUUCGUUUGUGGUACCGAGACAUAGAAUUACAACUCCUCCUGACAAUCUAGUAAAACAUUUUCAGAAAAUCAUGUCUGCUUGCAGGCAUAGAUUUGUUGUGUAGAAUUCUGUUUCGUAGAAGGUUUGUGGUCCUCUUCACGUUGUGGAGAAUGGAGAUGCAGGGUCUCACUGAGGUGAAUGAGCACUUGAAUAACUAUGGAAGAAGUUCUUUAAUGGUCAUUGUUGCAGAAAAUUAUUGGAGAUUUGUACAUGUGGAGCAGUGAAUGUCUUGUUGCCGAAAUUUUUUUUGUUGCCAAAUGUUAUUAAGAUCUUGUGCAAGUGGCUCAAGACAAUGACAAAACCAAUACGAGCCAGUUUUUAACCAUGGCAUUGGGCUUUAUUUUUCCUUGCUACAUAUCUUAAUAAUGAAAAGUUGAUUAAGAUGUC
Molecule: messenger RNA, 1914 nt
Organism: Musa acuminata AAA Group (dessert banana)
Lineage: Eukaryota; Viridiplantae; Streptophyta; Magnoliopsida; Zingiberales; Musaceae
Product: arogenate dehydrogenase 2, chloroplastic-like
Exons: 2
Coding region: 48-1124 (358 amino acids)
Biological process (GO): L-tyrosine biosynthetic process
Molecular function (GO): arogenate dehydrogenase (NADP+) activity; prephenate dehydrogenase (NADP+) activity; prephenate dehydrogenase (NAD+) activity
Source: RefSeq, a predicted model, not a curated record